CCGGAAGUAACAUGUAGCUAUGGAAAUUAUAUACAAAAACUUCCACUUGCCUUGGAUCAAUGUUUAUUGUUAAAGAGAUUUAAACUCAAAGAAUUAUGUCACAGACUGUGGCAGUCCCCUUGACAAAUCCCAAAACGGGGGCAGAUUUCCUGGCCUCCACCAAUUUUAAGGUGGCCCAGGACAUGUCUGUCCUUGAGGGGUCGAUGCAGAGUAUCUUUAAGAAAGACUAUCCGCCCUAUCAACACUAUGGCAGGGAAAAGGAGUCCGAGAGACCAAAACUGGCCGAAGUCAUGACGAGGGAUGACAAGUUCUUCAAGGAUAAAGCAUCAGAAACCGUCCGAGCGUUUGAAUAUCGUUAUCUACCAAAACCAGUUGCUUUAGAUGACAUUCACCAAAAGCUCCGGUCAACUAACUUCAAGAUGGAUACUGAUGUAAGUAAAGUAGACGUUUUUGAGACCAUGCAUACGUCGUAUUUUAAGCCCAAGAUCACACCUGCGUACCAACGUGUCGAACCCGCCACAAGCACCUCUGUCAGUCAUAUUCCUCAAGGAGAUCCCGAGAAAGCAGCCGAACCCUGCUCGGACUAUCGCGAAAGGUUUAUGGGUCAUGAUACAUCAGUGCACGUCACUCACAGAGCACCAUCUAUGCAUGAAGGUGGGCCGCCCACAGUAAAGGGAGACGAUCGCUUAACAAACUUUAACACCUCUCAUAAUGACCAGUUCCAAGGCAAGUGGGAGAAGCCUGUGCAGACUUUACCGGCACCGUAUGGCUACAACAUUCCAGUGGGGGAUCCAGACAAGGUCACCAUUAAUGAUACCACGAUGCAGGCGACCUUCCCCUACAUCAGUGACAAGAGCGAAACCAAGCCGUACUGCAAAUCAGCAGUCAGCGCUUACCUCGGCAAAACAAACUUCAAGGAGAAGGACGGCCAUGGCAAAUAUAACGAUUAUCUGAGUACAGCCAGUGUUUCCUUCCAGCCAGCAUCCACCACGUUUGAGAGAUAUCGUCCUGGAAAACAUCGAAAUCACAGUGAUUUCCCAGAGGGUGACCUCGAGGAAUCCAGGGUCACUGAAAGGGUCAACAUGACGACGUCACGAUUUUACCAUGGCAACCCACCCCUAGGUUUACACAAUCGGAUCAUCUCGGGAGCAAACCUAAGGACAAAGAGUAACGUUCAGUUUGAGGAGCCCCCUUUGACGAAGACGUUCUAUGAUACUACCACUCGGACCACCUUUAGGCCCGCCGAUGUUCCGUACACUUAUGAUCGUACAAAGUUCCAUACAGAGACCAACAUACCUAUGGAUUAUUACGACAAGAAUGAGGCCAAACACACCUCGUCCUUUAUAAACUACAAAGAUCCCAGGACUGGAAGAAUGAAUAUGCAUAAACCCGCCCUGGAAAAUUUGAAGAUGUCACACAUUCUGCCUCCACUGGGAGGCCCUCAACUCCAUAAUACGACCCACCAGGUGAUGUUUACCCCCAAAUCGUCAGAAAAAUACGUUUACGACUCUCAAAGACUACAGAAGAGUUCCGUUCCUCUUGGUACCCUGAAAAUCGUUUAAGGCUAAAUCGUCUAAGAGUUAUCUUUCUUUGUGUAUCGUACGCCAGAGUCUUUAAAUCAAGGUUAAAGGAGAAGAAUGCAAUUAAAUUCACCUCCUUACAUUUAUUUUAUGAACACUUAUACAUUAUUGGUCUUAUUUAAAGUAGAAAAAACAGAUACCUAUCAGGAGAGCACACCUUGAUCUCAAUAGAAAAUUAUUAUAACAUAACCUUAAUUUAUAAAAUUCUUAUCUAAUUGAAAUCAAUGACAGGAAGGAAUGAGCAAUUUGUAUACUUUAUAAGCUUUCUUUGAUAUUUUUUUAGAAGUGUUUAUAGAUGAGAUUAUAUCGUGAAACAUUAAGUGUUCGUUUGAUUUGUAUCGCUGUAAAAGACCACCACUAAAUUUAAUGGUAACAUUAUAGUCAGUAUGACUCAACUGUUCCUAUAUUGUUGUUCAGUUUAAAUGACUUUUAAAUGCUCAAUUAAGUAUUCAAAUCUGCACAUCUUGCCAGAUUUUUAAUUUUUUUUGAAUAUAGUAAAUUUUUGCAAAUAUCAGUAUUAACAUCGGUUUUUCAAAUACACACGUUUACUUUGUGAUAUGAGAUUUUAUUAAUACUAGUAUUAUUUAUAAGCAUAAUAUAAACCCUAGCAGUAUUAUGGAAGGUUGUUAGUUUUUGUGCAUAAAUAUGCUGUGUCUAAUUGUUAUAUACAUGCCAUUUUUAAUGUUUUUUUGAACUGUUAUGAUUGUGGUACAACUUUUUUAGUGCUUUAUCUCCUUUUGAAUUAAAAAAAAAAUUAUCAAUGAUUGAGACCUCCACUUUUUAAAACAAGUUGCUUGUUUUUUAUUUAUCUUUUUUUUUUUUGUUUGUUUUUGUUUUUGUUUUUUUAGUGCUGUCAUUUGUUCUUUGUAAUAUGAGUGUUACGUUUU
This is a messenger RNA of Saccostrea echinata, 2467 nucleotides long. Its product is annotated as stabilizer of axonemal microtubules 5-like. The record is from RefSeq and is a predicted model, not a curated record. NCBI's taxonomy places the organism in Eukaryota, Metazoa, Mollusca, Bivalvia, Ostreida, Ostreidae. The transcript has 8 exons. The coding region runs from base 96 to 1562 and encodes 488 amino acids.